UAAUAUGCAAUAAACAGAGUUAAAAUACAAACACGGUCGUUAGAGUAGCCUGAUAGCAUUUAAAGUACACGCACGCAUCUCACACACUGUUCACUAGGCGGCCAAUUAAUCCUUGAGCAUCGGGAAAUCAAAUCAAAUCUAAGACAAUGAAUUCCUGUAAUUCACGGGGCAUUUGUUUUAUUCUGACACUAGUUAUCAGCUUGGAUUUGUUUUGUGCUGAAUCUGAUACAGUCACCAGCACCCCUUGUGAUUGUAAACAACUGUCAGAUAAUGAUGACCGACUUUCCACCUCAGUCGACCAACUCGAAGAGAAAAUGGCUCAACUGCAAAAUAAACUGAAUGAACAAGCUGAAGAAAUAACAGCCUUACAAAAGCUUGUCAUCAAAUCUCAAGCCGAUAUUCAUAGCUUGGAGGAGACAUGUACUAAAAAUUGUGAAGGAAAAGUUGGACCACAAGGAAAACGUGGAGUGCGAGGAUACAGGGGACAAAGAGGACCAAAGGGACCAACCGGUGCUCAAGGGUUUAAUGGUAGUCGAGGGGAAGCUGGUCCACCCGGUCUUAAAGGAAGUCAAGGAUUGCCUGGUCCGGCUGGAGAAAAGGGAGAAAUUGGUUCCCCUGGAAUAAAUGGAUCGAUAGGGAGACCAGGUGAAAAUGGAGAAAUUGGUCCCCCAGGAGUAAACGGAUCGAACGGCAGACCAGGUGAAAAAGGAGCAAUUGGAAGACCAGGUGAAAAUGGAGAAAUUGGUCCACCUGGAGUGAAUGGAUCGAUUGGCAGACCUGGUGAAAAGGGAGCAAUUGGUUCCUCUGGAGUAAAUGGAUCAAAUGGGAAUCCAGGUGAAAAGGGUUCAAUUGGCCCACCGGGAAUAAAUGGAUCGAUCGGCAGACCAGGUGAAAAGGGUGCAAUUGGCCCACCGGGAAUAAAUGGAUCGAUCGGCAGACCAGGUGAAAAGGGUGCAAUUGGCCCACCGGGAGUAAGUGGAUCAAACGGCAGACCAGGGGAAAAUGGUGCAAUUGGCCCACCUGGAGUAAAUGGAUCGAACGGCAGACCAGGUGAAAAGGGUGCAAUUGGCCCAACGGGAGUAGAUGGAUCGAACGGCAGACCAGGUGAAAAGGGUGCAAUUGGUCCACCGGGAGUAAGUGGAUCAAACGGCAAACCAGGGGAAAAUGGUGCAAUUGGCCCACCGGGAGUAAAUGGAUCGAACGGCAGACAAGGUGAAAAGGGUGCAAUUGGCCCACCGGGAGUAAGUGGAUCAAACGGCAGACCAGGGGAAAAGGGUGCAAUUGGCCCACCAGGAGUAAAUGGAUCGAACGGCAGACCAGGUGAAAAGGGUGCAAUUGGCCCACCGGGAGUAAGUGGAUCAAACGGCAGACCAGGGGAAAAGGGUGCAAUUGGCCCACCAGGAGUAAAUGGAUCGAACGGCAGACCAGGUGAAAAGGGUGCAAUUGGCCCACCGGGAGUAAUUGGAUCAAACGGCAGACCGGGUGAUAAGGGUGCAAUUGGCCCACCGGGAGUGAGUGGAUCAAACGGCAGACCAGGUGAAAAGGGUGCAAUUGGCCCAUCGGGAGUGAGUGGAUCAAACGGCAGACCAGGUGAAAAGGGUGCAAUUGGCCCAUCGGGAGUAAGUGGAUCAAACGGCAGACCAGGUGAAAAGGGUGCAAUUGGUCCCCCAGGAGUAAAAGGACAACCGGGUGAAAGGGGAGCAAUUGGCCUAACAGGACCAAAAGGUCAAAAAGGAGAUGAUGGUUCAAGCGGUUUGUAUAAUCUCUAGGUUCCCCAUCUAUUACUAUACACGUUACCACUAAAAAAAUAAUAUGGCCAUUUGUAAUUAUUGACUUAUUUUGAUUAUAAUCAGGUCAAUCGAUGUAAGUACAUGAAAGUUAUUGAGUGUGUAAGCAAGUGUUUAUUUUUUAUUUCAAUUCUAAUUUUGAUAAAUAAUUAUUUUGUUUCAAAGGAAUUCUGCCCAUGGGAUAUAUUGUAAAUCUUUAGAAACGUAU
This is a messenger RNA of Owenia fusiformis, 1995 nucleotides long. NCBI's taxonomy places the organism in Eukaryota, Metazoa, Annelida, Polychaeta, Sabellida, Oweniidae. The record is from the annotation of a GenBank genome assembly.